UUCCGUAAAAUUGGUAUAUUUUAUUAUACCACAGAAUAAAAUGAUACCAUUAAUAUUUGUAGGUUAAAAUGUAAGUUUUAAAUAAAAGCGGGAAAAAUAGAAUAUUGUUAUUAUAAUUUCGUUCCUACCUAUAUAUAAUUAAUUUUUUAGCUUCUUUUAAGUAGAUUUAUUAAGUCAAUUUUAUCGUUAAACAUUUUGUUAAAUAUGUCUUCAUUGGAAUACUACGAAUACCAAAAAAAGGUUUACAGACGAAAAUUAUUAAUUGCAAGUGCAGUUCAUAUUUUAAAGAAUAGUAGCAGAAAAAAAGACCAAAGGUGGCAUGUAAGACCUAUUUUCAAAGAACGUAGACGUUUGGAUCACUACACUACACUUGUAAAAGAGUAUCAACUGAAUAAUUCAGCAAUGUUCUUCAAUUUCAUGCGCAUGAGCUCAUCAAAUUUUGAAGAUCUAGUUAGUUUAGUUGGUCCUUUAAUUUACAGACAUCCAUACAGGCCUGAUAUUCUUUCACCCAGAGAAAUAUUAUCUGCAACAUUGAGGUAGUAUUAAUAAUUAAAUUAUGACAUGAAGUACAAUACAUUAAAUAAAAAUAAUUAAUACUUAAAUAUACUAAUACAAUAAUACAUUAAUAUACAGUGUCGUCCUGGUAUCUAAAAUGCCCAGAUGUAUUUCUUAUAAAGGGCCCUCAAGAAUGUCAUCUCAUAAAAUGAUAUAAA
Myzus persicae (green peach aphid) is the source of this 713-nucleotide messenger RNA. RefSeq lists its product as uncharacterized. Lineage: Eukaryota; Metazoa; Arthropoda; Insecta; Hemiptera; Aphididae. The coding region runs from base 205 to 540 and encodes 111 amino acids. The transcript has 2 exons. The record is from RefSeq and is a predicted model, not a curated record.